Messenger RNA from Lichtheimia ornata, 1287 nucleotides. RefSeq lists its product as uncharacterized. Gene Ontology annotation, molecular function: ubiquitin protein ligase binding; protein-macromolecule adaptor activity. Lineage: Eukaryota; Fungi; Mucoromycota; Mucoromycetes; Mucorales; Lichtheimiaceae. Gene Ontology annotation, cellular component: cytosol; plasma membrane; cytoplasm. Bases 1 to 1287 code for a protein of 428 amino acids. The transcript has 3 exons. Gene Ontology annotation, biological process: ubiquitin-dependent endocytosis. The record is from RefSeq and is a predicted model, not a curated record.
AUGCACCUAUUAUCAUCAGGAUCAGAUCCAUUACAUAUCCAACUCGAAUCGGAUCAAAUCAUUUUGCAUGGUUUAGCAGAAGAAUCUGCUGGCGCCACUAUACGAGGAUCAGUGACGCUCGAUUGUAUUGAAAGCACCAAAAUCAAAUCCAUUGCUUUGAAGCUCGUUGGUAAAAACAACGUUUGGUGGUCUGAAGGACAAGGAUCUGGUCAACGUCAUUAUCACGAGGAGCGCACUAUUAUUGAACAUUCUUGGAACAUUCUUGAGGCCCAACGUAAAGCAUACCAUCUUCCCAAGGGUAGUUACAAAUGGAAUUUUGAAUUACCGCUUCCAGGUGAUCUUCCAAGUACUCUCCAUCACGACCAAGGCCAAGUCCAUUAUCAUUUAAAAGCCGUUGCUGAACGAACGACUUUUACGCUAUACAACUAUGUGGCAAAACGAGAUUUUCAAAUCACACGUCUUAUGCUCCCCUCGUCUUUGGAACUAAACCAAUCGGUGGUUGUAGUCAAUGAAUGGCCCAAUAAGGUUGCAUACAACAUUAGUAUCCCACGCAUGGUGUUUAGCCCUGGAAGCCAAGUUCCCAUCAGUUUUGAAUUGGCACCCUUGACCACUGGAUUAUCCGUUCAAGGCAUCAUGUGCUCUUUUGAAGAGUACGUGACCUUGACAAGCCAUUCGCAUUCCAUGAGUGAAGGCCGUGUUGUCAAAGCUGUAUCCGAUAACAAAUUCUCAUCGUCACAGGAUCAAUGGAGCCGAACAGAGGUCUUUAAUGUGCCUGAGGAUGGCAACCACUUGCAAUGUGAUGUGGCCAGCAGUUUGAUUUCUAUUUCACACAAGCUCAAAGUGAUGGUGAUGUUGAAGAACGAAGAUGGCCAUACAUCCGAAUUGAGAGCAACAAUACCUAUUGUGAUAGCCUCUGUGGCACCCGAACAAGAAGCCAAUGAAUUACCAGCUUAUGAAGAUGCAUGGAAAUCACAACCCUAUGAUGCACGUAGGGUGAUCGAAACACAAGUCGCCUCGGGUCAAUUGCCAUCAUCAUUGGCAUUCGCUACACCCGAUGCAGCUGCAAGUCAAAUCCGACCUUGUUCCGAAAGCAGUAGCAUGAUCAGCAGCAACAGCUCGGAUGAUGAAGAAGAGACCCUACCUCCUUUGCCUUGGGAAGGUGUGGACUUGACGCUCGUGCCAUCGUAUACCACAGCUGUUCGAUCAGGUCGUUUAUACAGCUUUUCAGGUCCAUCAUUACCCACUUAUGAAUCCAUCGCUAUGCCUGGCACCAGCACCACUGUGUAA